CGUGUUUGUAACAAGAAAAUCACCGGAACCCUAUUUUCUUCCUAUUGGGAUAACCUGGCAUGAAUUUCAGUUACUGGGCUAACAUAAUAAUAAUAAUCAUCAGUGACUGUAACAGCUCUGUUUCUAAAUUGGGUUUCUUUCGGUUUUUUUAUACCAUUGCUGUUUCAGUCAGAUUGUCAACGUUCUAGUUUUUAUUGGACAAGCGUUGAUUGAGUCCAAUUUUACUGAUUAAUUGUUGCAGGAGGUGAAAAAAACGGAUGGGUGUAACAGAGAAUGCUUCUGCUCAUGGACUCAAAUUUGAUGUGGAUGACAUGAUUGUGAAAAUGGCAAGCCAAGACCAAACCAAAAUGCUGCGCAUCAAACAGCAGCUGGCCACCAUAGACCACACUCCAGAUCACCCAGUAUACCCUGUCAUGGUGCAUGAGGCAAUUAUGGAUUUAAAUGAAGAAGGGGGAUCGACCAAGGAUGCAAUAUCACAGUUUAUCAUGAGAAAGUAUGAUGUUUUUCAGGUUGUUCAUGUGGCUAAACUAAUUGAACAAUUAGAGAAACUUGUGGAGAAGGAAGAGAUAGUUUUUACAUCUGAGAAUCGUUACACGCUUCCAGCUGAGGACUCUGGUUCUCCUUCUAAGUUAAAGCAGGGAAAGAAGCAGUCGGUGCAAUAUGAACUGGAUCGGAGAAGUAAUAAGUUGCAAAAGGUCAAUGAAGGAGUUCAAUUUCAAGAAGAUCAGAAUGCAAUUAUAGAAAUAGAAGAUCAACCUGAAAGUGAUAAAGCAAAACAAACACAAGUAGCUCAAAGUGAAGGCGUUGAAUACCAUAACCAUUUACAAGAAGAUCAGCUUAGGGUAUAUGAGGAAGAGAGGUUUGAGAUGACUACUGAGAAUUUUUCUCAAGUUGUUGAAGGACAGUCAAAAGUGAUUGUAGAAGAUAGAUACCAGCAACCUGCUGGGGUAGAUGAAAGACAUGGAAAAGAAGUUAAUAUCCAAAUGAGGGAAACUGAGGCAACUGAAGAGCGAAGUCAAUUACAGCAACAAGAACUCCAAGUGACUGAAGAUCAAGUGGAAACUGAACGUCAAAGUAAAGUAACUGAAGACCUGCAUCAUGUUGAACAUCCUGAAAAUGAAGAAAUUAUAGGCGAAAUUCGACCUCAGGUUCCACAAGAUUUGUAUGUUGACGAACAUUAUCAAUCAGAGGAAACAAAUAUUAGAACCAUUCCUAUGCAGAUUGAAACACGAGGAAAAGAAGUUGGAGUGAUUGGAGAGGAAAAGGCAUUGCUAGAACAGGAUAAUAAAGUGGGGAACAAUUCUACUGACAUUAGCCAUACAUCGGAGGUUUCUGCACAACCUGUUCGAGAUAAAGACAUGAUAGCUAUGCCAAGUUCUUCUCAGACAAGUCAACAAUUAGACCAUGUUGGAUCUUCAUUUUUAUUGCAUGCUCUGAAGGAAAAGUGUAUAAAUGUGUGGAAGAAGUUAACAGAAGCUGAGCAUGAGCUGAUGGAUGUUCUUAGCUGUUUGAAUUCAAUGGAAGUAAUAGCCAAUAUUCAUGAAUCAGAGCCAAAAGCAUUGCCACAUUCUGAUUAUGUACCCAAAGAUCCAACGCAACUUCAGCAGAAUCAACAAAUUGAGCUUCCUAAACUCAAAAGAACUGCAGAAGUUCAAAUAACAGCAUUGCAGGAAUCUUUUCAAAACCAGAAAAGGCAGGCUUUACCUGGAAAUCAUGAUUUCCCAUCGAAAUACUGGUCAGAAAAAAUUGGUGUUUCUCCUACUCAGCAAAUCAUGCACUCACAGCAACUGGAGGUGGAGAAACAUCAAGAUUUUCCUAGUUUUAAAGGCUAUCUACAACUUCAUGACCCAGAAAAGGGGUCCAAGUCAUGUUCAGUUGCUUGUUCUUUGGAACCCCAGGAGUUGAAUCUGGAGCAGAGAUCAGAGCAUCAUAGCACAAUUGUAGAGGACCUUCAGACUCCCAUCAAUUUGGAGAAUGUUGAGCUGCAGCAACGAUUAGAUGUCCCUGAGCUAAAAAAGGCUUUGGGAAAAAACUUGUCUACUGAUGGAGAAUUGACACCUGCCAAGGACAUCACUAUAGAUAGAGACCAGGUUGAGCCUGAGAAGCCUCCAGCAUUUGAGAUUACAGAGGAGCAAUUUUCCCAAGAACGGCUGCAGGGUGCUGUUCCUUGUGGUGAUGCAAAGAAACUCGAGCCUGUGCUCGUGAAUGGGCAGAAUCUUGAACUAUCAGUCAAAGAAAGGCAUAUAGAGGUUGAAACGAUCACUUCAGAGCAGCAACGCCAGAUAAAACAGCAAAUACAAGAGAAAGAAUUACAUCCUCUGGAGCAAAGGGCAUCUAAGAAUAAAUCUGAAUCAGGUGCAGCUGGAGCUACUUCUGAUCAGCAACUCCAUAACAUUGAAAUGCUUCAAGAUCCAAAGCAAAUUUUGGUGGUACAUGAAUCAUCCCGAUUAACGAAUCAGCAAAAGAAGGGUCGUGGCAAGAGAAAGAAAGUAGAAAUGGAGCUGCCCUGGAGGGAACUAUGGUAUCGUGGCACAAAGGCAUCUGAAUCUAAUCUAGCACAUCCAACAGAUGCAAAUGAUGUUGAUUCAGACAGACAGUGGAAACUAGAUCAUCCAAUCCCUGAAAGACCUCAAAAGAGAAAACCAAAGAACGUGGAGAAAUCAUCUCAAUCAGUGGAACAGGAACUGAAGGAUCAGGGUAGGAAAAGACUUCUCAGAUCUCAGCUUGCACCAGUAACAUCUGAUGAAGUCAAAAUGCUAGAAAAUCCAAAACAGCAAGAACUAACAUCAGCAGGGGAUUCUAUUCAAACUCGGCAGAAACAGCAACUACAGUCUCGAGUGCAAUGCUCUUCCCAAGCUGAAGAGAUUAUGGAUAAAACCAUGGAAGAAUCACAACCCUUACCAGACCAAAAUAAACAGGAAAGUCAACUGGCAUAUCAACAACGAGGGAAGCUAAAGCCUGUUAUGGAUACAACUAAGGGGAAAAUUUUACCUGUAGAUGGUGAAGAUCAUCACAAGGAGCUGCCAUUGCAUAUUCAAGGGCAAAGGCCUAAAGCCAUGACCAGUACAAAACUCAUAGUAAGAGAAAUAUCCUCAAGCCAUCAGAGUCACAAUGAGCAACAGCCCAAGAAACGUGGCCCAGGAAGGCCACCUAAAUCAUUAUCACCUGCAUCUCAAACUGUCAACGUACCAUUGUCUCCACAGAUUCAGCUUAAGCAGAAAAGGCUUCAACAUGAUCUUCAGAAAAAUGGCCAAUUGGUGCUGGUCAAGGGAGGUUUACAAGAUCCAAAUCACCAUCAGUUGCAGAAACCAUUUCAUCAUGACCUUCACAGGACUGGCAGCAAUGCAGGCCACAUUUCAAGAAGAAAAAGCCUCAGAAACGCAAAAGUGAUGGUAACAACCAAAGGGAAGACAUCCAAUACUUGACCGAGGGAAUUAAAGGACAGGGUAAUGCUAUUAUUUUCUGUUUUUUUUCAAACUUUUCAGGGGCAUUUAACUUGAUGGUGUUUUUAUUAGCUUUUUCAGUUUUCGGUUUUUUGAACAUGGAUAGGAAAUGUUAUAUCACUUUCCUUUUGCUCUA
This is a messenger RNA of Populus euphratica (Euphrates poplar), 3579 nucleotides long. Its product is annotated as winged-helix DNA-binding transcription factor family protein. The transcript has 6 exons. Gene Ontology annotation, cellular component: nucleus; nucleosome; nucleolus. The record is from RefSeq and is a predicted model, not a curated record. Bases 258 to 3425 code for a protein of 1055 amino acids. Lineage: Eukaryota; Viridiplantae; Streptophyta; Magnoliopsida; Malpighiales; Salicaceae. Gene Ontology annotation, molecular function: nucleosomal DNA binding; double-stranded DNA binding. Gene Ontology annotation, biological process: negative regulation of DNA recombination; nucleosome assembly; chromosome condensation.